CCGAUUUGCUGUCGGUCACAGGUAACAGCUAUUUUCAGACUGUCGUUAUGAUCACAGCCUGAGAGUGAACCGUGUGUAAAUAGACAGCUUUCGAAAUCGUCAGCGAACGCGAAUACCGUAGAGCUAUCCCAUGAUUUACAAUUGGGAUUUUUGAGAUAUUAUUUUAUUUUUUCACCAACCUGGAUUCACUUCAAAAUAAAUUUGAUCUACCACCAAAAUCAUUGACCUAAUGAGAGCAGAUGCUUCGUGCGUAAAAGACCUCUUGGAGAUGGAAUGAAUCGUACCUCGGCUGUAACCAACCAACCUGGCGAAUCAAGCUCUGUGCGAAACCAUUUGGGUGCUGGCUGGUUAUUCGGUGAACAAAAGCAACGAGUGGAAGUAUUGUUGGACCUGUGGUUUAAUAAGUUUCACAUAUUGUGCUCGCCCGGUGCGCGUGAAGGAUGGAGUCCCUUCCUCAGCAUGAACGGCUCGCGCGAAAAGCAACUGGACGGAUAACUUUAAUCUCAGGGAAAGUGCCUUCAGAGGUGGUUCUGAUUCGGUUCUUCGCUGGAGAUGCUUAACAGAUCUUCCACACUCAUGGCAAUGUUUAGCAGCAGUGAAUGGCAGUGGAAUGAGUCAGAACAUCAUCACACUUCUGGAGGAAACUACAGCCUGGUAUCAGGCACUGAAGAUGGGAAGAGGAAUUACUAUGCCAUGCUCUAUUCCUUACUUAUCCUGGCUAUUGUAUUUGGGAAUGUUCUAGUGUGUAUUGCUGUGCUUCGUGAGAAGGCUCUCCAGACCACCACCAACUACCUGGUGGUCAGUCUGGCAGUUGCUGAUCUCUUGGUUGCAUCACUGGUUAUGCCCUGGGCUGUAUAUUUGGAAGUGGUUGGCGGAGAUUGGCUCUUCAGUCGCUUGUAUUGCAAUGUCUUUGUAACCCUGGAUGUGAUGAUGUGCACUGCAAGCAUUCUCAACCUGUGUGCCAUCAGCAUCGACAGGUAUACGGCUGUGGUGAUGCCCGUGCUAUACAACACCACUCACAGCUCCCGCAAACGGGUUUCAGUUAUGAUUGCUACAGUUUGGGUCCUCGCCUUUGCAGUCUCCUGCCCUCUACUGUUUGGAUUCAACACUACAGAUGACCCUGCAGUGUGCUCGAUUUCAAAUCCCGAUUUUGUGAUCUACUCCUCCGUGGUGUCGUUUUACUUGCCGUUCGUGGUGACCCUCCUGGUCUACGUCCGCAUCUACAUCUUUCUCAGACGAAGACGGAAGAGAAUCACCUUCCGUCAAGGUGGCAAAGUUCAGCCAGCAUCCGCUCCACCAUCAGCGGAGACGUGUUUACAAGAUGGCACUCACAAAGAGAAAAGAGACCUUUCCCCCAUCAGGAUCAAUGUGAUAAAUGAAAGCACGGAGCAGGUAAUGCGUCCGCGGCUCCUCUCCAGCUGUCUGCGGCGUAAGAGGCCUCAAACCGCCCCUGCCGAAAACUCACUGCUGCCCCCUGUGAUCACGCUCAACUACUGCAGUAUUAGCCAGGCGUCCUUUGCUCGCACGGAGCAGGAUGUAAACCAAGCGGAAAAGGAAGGUGGGGACGAGGAGCAGGUGACAGUUAGGAGUUGUGAGGUGAAGAAGUUGUCAAACGGACGAACACACACCACGCUGCGUCCGCCCGGUAGUGUCAUGGUGUGUCCCAGUCAGGUCCGGUGUAGAAAUAUGCACUCCAAGGAAAAGAAAGCCACACAGAUGCUGGCCAUUGUUCUAGGGGUUUUUCUUAUUUGCUGGCUUCCCUUCUUUGUGACCCACAUCCUAAACACCCACUGCAGAGCUUGCCAUGUUCCUCCUGAGGUCUACAGCGCCUUCACUUGGCUCGGCUACGUCAACAGCGCUCUCAAUCCCGUCAUCUACACCACGUUCAACACUGAGUUCCGCAGAGCCUUUAUUAAAAUCCUGAGCUGCUGAAACCAUUGGCUCUACUCCCAUUAUAAUGCCCAAUGCAGCUUCCAGACAUUAUGGAUGCCAGUUUCGGAUGCAAAAUACCAUAUGCAGAGGAUAUGAAUAAACACCCUGAAUGUGUUCAAGGUUAUUUUACUUUCACAACAAUGCACAUUGGUGGAUUAGCAUUCAUCCAAAUUCUAUAGUUCACUUUUAGAGGAUGGACCAAUCUGGACUGGAGUUCCAACUGCGGUUUCACAUCAAACAAAAAAAGCCUAUUCUAGACCUUAAUCUGCAUCUCAACACCUUCUCGCAUGCAGGCAAAUUGUGAGGUCAUCGUGCGAUUGCAUGAUUGAAUUAAGCUGAGUUGAGUUUUGCCUGAAACUCUUCAGUUGUAAACCAGCUACGAAAACAAUUUAUGUGGCAACAAAGGCUAGUGAUUUGUCAAAGGGAACAUAAAAAAGGUGGACCAAAGGAGUGUGAAGUAGGUAAAAAAAUCGAAAACUGUGUUGUGCCUUUAAUGGUUUCUCCCCUCGAAGGCCAACCGGUGCCGUGAUCCAUAUCAGGAGAGGGAAAAAAAAGAGAUGGUCAUGAUUGUUAUGGAUGAAAUAUGGUUUUGUGCUGUGAAUUAAAGCUACAUUGAAUCUCCAUAAGCCCUGGUGUCAUCUGAACUAUACACACAGAAGCAUUAUGCCCAUUUUCCAUUUGAUUUGUGAUGAAAAAUAAUAUAUUUUUAUAAUAUGUUCAAUAAUACACAUAAUGUUUCAUAUGUUUGGCGGUAAGAUUUUGUUUUGUUUUA
Messenger RNA from Pimephales promelas (fathead minnow), 2704 nucleotides. It is a transcript of the gene drd3, whose product is annotated as dopamine receptor D3. The record is from RefSeq and is a predicted model, not a curated record. Lineage: Eukaryota; Metazoa; Chordata; Actinopteri; Cypriniformes; Leuciscidae. Gene Ontology annotation, biological process: negative regulation of synaptic transmission, glutamatergic; negative regulation of cytosolic calcium ion concentration; negative regulation of voltage-gated calcium channel activity. Gene Ontology annotation, cellular component: plasma membrane. Gene Ontology annotation, molecular function: G protein-coupled receptor activity; dopamine neurotransmitter receptor activity, coupled via Gi/Go.